This is a messenger RNA of Parascedosporium putredinis, 1689 nucleotides long. The record is from the annotation of a GenBank genome assembly. NCBI's taxonomy places the organism in Eukaryota, Fungi, Ascomycota, Sordariomycetes, Microascales, Microascaceae.
AUGGCGGAUGAAAAGGGCCGCCCGGCCCCGGAACUAAACACCGCCGCUCCGGAGGACAACGCGGCGCUCUCUGAUGGCUCCGGCGGGUUUGUCCUGCGAGAUGCGAAGGCGGCGGCCGAGAAGGAGAGGAAAAUGACUUUGUGGCAGGGCGUGAAGCUGUAUCCCAAGGCUAUAGCGUGGAGUGUCCUCAUCUCGACCUGUAUCGUCAUGGAGGGCUAUGACAUUAGUCUGGUAAACAACUUUUACGCCUUUGAUCAGUUUAACCGCAAAUACGGCCAGCAGCUACCUGAUGGCUCAUAUCAAGUACCCGCCAGUUGGCAGGCCGGUCUCAGCAAUAUCAUCGGCCUAUUCAUCAAUGGUAUCGUGUCGGAACGUUUUGGGUACAGAUGGACCGUCCUCGCCAGCCUUGUCUGCAUCGCGGGAUUCACUGCCAUCUUCUUCACCGCCCAAAAUGUUCAGACCCUGCUCGUCGCUGAGAUUCUCUGUGGUAUCCCAUGGGGCAUUUUCCAAACCCUCACCAUCACCUAUGCCUGCGAGGUUUGCCCUGUCGCCCUUCGCGGAUACCUUACAACCUACAUCAACUUCUGCUGGGGUCUAGGCCAGGAGAUCGGCAUUGGAGUCAUCAUGUCUAUGCUUGACCGCAAGGAUGAGUGGGCCUAUCGCAUUCCCUACGCCCUCCAAUGGAUGUGGCCCCUGCCCCUCUUUAUUGGUAUCUAUUUCGCUCCCGAGUCCCCUUGGUGGCUGGUCCGCAAGGGUCGUGUUGAAGAGGCCAAGCAAUCUCUCCUGCGCCUAACCAGCCUUGAUCGUGAGACCGACUUUGACGCCGACGAGACCAUUGCCAUGAUGGUGCAUACAACUGCGCUCGAAGAAAAGAUGACGUCUGGCGCCUCCUACUGGGACUGUUUCAAGGGAACUGAUCUGCGAAGGACAGAGAUUGUGUGCAUGGUCUGGGCCAUGCAGAACCUCAGUGGUAACUCAUUCUCGAACUACUCAACCUACUUCCUCGAGCAGGCUGGCCUGGCGCCGCGCAAGGCCUACAGCUUCGCCCUCGGUCAGUACGCCAUCAAUAUGGCUGGCGUCUUCGGUGCUUGGUUCCUCAUGUCUAUCGGUAUCGGACGCCGCACGCUUUACCUCUACGGUCUCGCCCUUCUCUGCACAAUGCUUUUCAUCCUCGGCUUCCUUGGCCUCGUUCCCGACACUCACCGCGACCAAGCCUCGCUGGCGACUGGAAGCAUCAUGUUGGUGUGGGCUCUAUGCUACCAGCUCACCGUGGGUACCGUGUGCUAUUCGCUGGUUAGCGAAUUGAGUUCUAGGAGGCUGCAGAUCAAGACUGUGGUGCUAGGCCGCAACCUUUACAACAUUGUUGGAAUCGUCAACAGCGUUCUAACGCCGCACAUGCUGAACCCUGGUGCUUGGAACUGGAGCAACUAUGCCGGCUUCUUCUGGGGCGGAAUUUGCUUCCUUUGCGUGAUUUACACUUACUUCCGUGUUCCGGAGCCCCGUGGCCGUUCCUUUGCCGAACUAGACGUUCUCUUUGAGCACAAAGUAUCGGCGCGCAAAUUCGAGUCUACCGAAGUCGACGUCUUUGUCGAGUCCGUCGAGGAGAAUGUCAUUGAUGGCUACAAGGAGACCCUUGUGCGCAAGAAGCACAAUGCUGGCGCAGACGCUGAGAAGGAAAGGGCUGCGUAG